Molecule: messenger RNA, 916 nt
Organism: Cryptomeria japonica (Japanese cedar)
Lineage: Eukaryota; Viridiplantae; Streptophyta; Pinopsida; Cupressales; Cupressaceae
Exons: 3
Coding region: 265-543 (92 amino acids)
Source: RefSeq, a predicted model, not a curated record
UUUACUCUCAUACCAGAAAACAGAUGUGGUUUGGCUCCUUCGUGUGAUGGUCGUUGGCAUUUUUCCAAUUUCACGAAUUGUCGUCCGGCUAAAAGCAGGAGCCCAAACCCCUUCCUCGCGAACACAUCUGACACUGCUUAGUUGCUAAUUUAACCUUUGUUUUGCACGAAUCACAAUAACAGCUGCAAAACGACCGGAUUAUUUCGCUCAGAAACAAUCGAUUGAAUGUUCUUAUCUGCGUGAGCAUUCUGCAGAAAAAUUCCCAUGGAAGAUUACGAGAUUGAAGAAAAAAAGCAGGCAGCAGCAGAUGUCUUGUUCCAAUAUUCACAAUUUGUCAUGGCAUGCAUCGGAGAGGGUGUACGCCCACAUGAAUUAAGGCUUCAUCUGAUGAAGGAACUCUCAGGUAUGCCAACAUCAUUGAAGAAGGUACAGCCUCCGCUCCCUCCUACUGUGCAGCCACAUACACCUUCUCCUGAAAGAGUGGAUAAGGCGUCAUCUUCUGCUGUAGCAGUGGAGACAGACACGGAUCGCAUGCAAGAAUAAACAUUGCAUAACAAUCCAGGCAAUGCAUUUGUGAAUUGGCUUGGCUGGUUGUGUUUGAACUUUGAAUUACCAUGCCAAGGCUUGUAAAUUUUUUUCAUGCAUGUAAGGGAGAUCUGAAUUGAAUUAUUUUCAGGUCACAAAAAAUUUGGCUUUAUGAUUUGCUGAAAGCAUGCUUGAAGGAAACUUUUCUUCUUAGUCUUUAGUCUUGUAUGUGUCAAUCCUAGGUUCAUGCAAGCAUUUGUCUAUUGCCAUAUUAGCUAUUACCUAUUAGAUUGCAUUCUUGUACAUAAACAUCUUGAAGUUGUAUCAGUUCACCUUUUGUGCAAUUCAAAGUACAAUAUGAGAAGUUCCAAAGUCUAUUCUGUUUGUUGAA